AUGAUGGCAUCUCCAAAGUUUUUCUUCUAUCUGACAUGUCUGUUCUUGGGCAAAAUGGCUGCUGGAAAGUUCACUUCGUUUGAUCAUGAAGAGAACGGUUUUGUAUCAGCUAAUGUUGGUGAUAGUUUGACUUUACCAUGUUUCUAUGAUGGUGAUGAUUCGACAAGGAUUUUCUGGUACAAGCAAAGUCUUGGACGGAAACCACGGCUCAUCUCUACCCUAUAUGCGUUCAAUAAGAAUGGCACUUUUCAUGAUGAAUUCAAGAACAACCCACGCUUCACAUUGGAUACUGACAUUGGUAGAUAUCACUUGAAGAUAACAGAUCUGUGCGCUUCAGACUCGGCUACUUACUACUGCGCAAAAAGGGUUUUAUAUACUACUGAAUUUGCAGCAGGUACUACUGUCAGUGUAAAGGGUUCAGGUUUGAACGUCCCAGCUUUGGUCCAUCAGUCAGCGUCUGAGACCAUCCAGCCAGGAGGCUCUGUGACUCUGAACUGUACAGUACACACUGGGAGCUGUGAUGAUGGAGAACACAGUGUUUACUGGUUCAAAUACUCUGAAGAGUCUCAUCCAGGACUCAUUUACAGCCAUGGAGGCAGGAAUGAUCAGUGUGAGAGGAAACCUGACACACAAACACACACCUGUGUCUACAACCUGCCAAUGAAGAGCCUGAAUCUUUCUCAUGCUGGGACCUACUACUGUGCUGUUGCAUCAUGUGGACACAUACUGUUUGGAGACGGGACCAAGCUGGACCUUGAGGAUGAGGAAGACUCUUCUGUCUUGGUGUAUUUCUUGAGUGGAAUUUCGACAUUCACCACCAUCCUGAGUGUUUUACUGGCUGUCUCAGUGUGCAUGAUGAACAAGAGAAACUGCUGCAAAUCUUCAGAGUCUGAAGCAAGAGUUCCAGCUCCCUCCACAGCAGAUGCACAGGGUUACCAAUAUGCAGAAAAACUCUAUUAUGCUGCUUUAAGUGUCAACCUGUUCAACAGAUCAAGAAGACAGAGGGAUCAGACCUGGAGUGAAUGUGUGUACUACAGUGUAAAGCAGUAGAACUGGACAUGUAACAUCUGUACGUUGAGUAAGACAGGAUGUUGUUAGUGCUUCUUUUGACAUGUAAUGUACAUUUAUAUCUACCUUUGAAAUAAAUACGCUUUUAUAGCUUUGUUUUAAGCAGCCAAAGUUGAAGUGUUCUAUGCUCCGCUGUUGUGUAUAUUUAAACCGGAUAUCUCCAUUCUGUUAUUUUUUUCUUGGAAAUUAACCAUGUGUCAAAAAUGAUUAAGUUACAUUUAUAAAUAUUAUUAUUAUAACUUAAUCGGCACAUCUAGAUGGUCGGUUUUGUACUUUUUAACCAACCGUAUGUGUGUUCUUGUUUAUGGAUUUUAUGUUGUUAAUAAUCAAAUAAACAUAAUUACAAUUUAAAG
This is a messenger RNA of Epinephelus moara (kelp grouper), 1421 nucleotides long. RefSeq lists its product as uncharacterized. The record is from RefSeq and is a predicted model, not a curated record. Gene Ontology annotation, biological process: response to bacterium. The transcript has 5 exons. NCBI's taxonomy places the organism in Eukaryota, Metazoa, Chordata, Actinopteri, Perciformes, Serranidae. Bases 1 to 1050 code for a protein of 349 amino acids.